GUAUUUCUUAUUAAUCUCCCUGUCACCCAAUGCUUUUUUUCUUUCUCGCAUAUUGUGGAACAAUGGCGUUUUUGCUCACCAAAACCUCUCUUGCGUCUCACUUCCGAUCUCAAUCUCAGGUGGAUCCUUCGUCACCCUCGCGCCGUGGAUUCCACAUCGAACCAGGGACUCGUGAAAAGGCUUUAUUAGCUGAGGACCCUUCUCUAAGGCGGUUCAGAUCACACAAGAAAGGUGUCGCUCGAAUCAAAAAAAUUGGAGAUGUUCUGACAAUCGUAGUUGUUGCAGGAUGUUGCUAUGAAAUCUAUGUGAAAGCAACCAUGCGAGAAGAAGCUCGGCAGGCAAAGGCAGCUAGCGAAAGUACAUGAUGGAAUUUGUAUCCAGUGACUAAUAAAAUGUCUCACAAAGGUUUUUAAUGCUUUCAGCUAAAUAAAGGUUUUGAAGCACCAGUUCUAUUUCCCCCA
Messenger RNA from Cucurbita moschata (crookneck pumpkin), 461 nucleotides. RefSeq names its product succinate dehydrogenase subunit 7B, mitochondrial-like. The transcript has 4 exons. NCBI's taxonomy places the organism in Eukaryota, Viridiplantae, Streptophyta, Magnoliopsida, Cucurbitales, Cucurbitaceae. The record is from RefSeq and is a predicted model, not a curated record. The coding region runs from base 30 to 365 and encodes 111 amino acids.